Pyricularia grisea is the source of this 1545-nucleotide messenger RNA. RefSeq lists its product as uncharacterized. Lineage: Eukaryota; Fungi; Ascomycota; Sordariomycetes; Magnaporthales; Pyriculariaceae. Gene Ontology annotation, cellular component: mitochondrial inner membrane. The transcript has 2 exons. The coding region runs from base 159 to 1088 and encodes 309 amino acids. The record is from RefSeq and is a predicted model, not a curated record. Gene Ontology annotation, biological process: potassium ion transport; proton transmembrane transport.
CCGCCUGAGUAGAGCUUGUCGCCAGUCAUCGCAAGUCACCCUGUCAAUAGAAGUGCUGUCCGAUUGCAUACCACAGCUCCGCCACAGGUCUUCUGACCGGCACUGGACUCACUUGCGACGACAUCAGACCAUCAAGUGCAUAGCGUCCCAACACUACGAUGCGGCUCUUUCUCCUCCCCGUAUCGACGCGCCGUACGCUACUCUACUGCCAACGAGCACCAGCCAUACCCAAGAAACAGACCAUAUCGGAACGGAUACAAUCAAAAGCGGCGCGGACAUGGGCCGACUGGGAGAAGAAGCCGGGCGGGUGGCAGAAGCUGGUGGUCGGGUACGGCAAUCAGGCCCUCAGGAGGAUACCAUAUGAGGAGUGGGGACUAAAGUCUGUCCCGCCGCUUUCAACUGCCCGUAAGGAGGACGAGCAGGCGGGAAAGAUCAAGGUCGAGGUUGUCUAUCCCAAGAGCCUGAUUAAGGCCGAGACGAUCACGAGUAUCCUGCACACAUUGAGCACAGAGCGCGAGUCUCUACACAAGAAGCGCCUUUUGCUCUGCUUUUUGGGUAUGCCUUUGACCAUACCAGUGGGUAUUAUACCAAUCGUGCCCAACAUCCCUUUCUUUUAUUUGGUCUAUAGAGCCUGGUCCCACUGGAGAGCGCUCGCAGGCGGGCGGCACAUACAGUUCCUGCUCCAAAACAAACUUAUAACGCCAGUUUCGUCACCCGUCCUGGACCAGGUGUAUGCCGACCAGGAUCACCCACUGCCAUCUGCCGCAGAACCAACAACAACGACCGGGACAUCGGCAAACCUGCCAGAGUCUCCCAUCAUAACCGAGCACCCGAGCCCAGAAAAGGCACCAAACCAUCCAGAAGGAGAAACUUUGCUCCUUUCUCAGGAGAAUGCCCAACGCAUUACCCGGCUGCUGGAUCUCCCCCAGCUGGAAGUCGAGAUUGAGAGGGCCAUAUGGCAGGUCGAGACCGCCAUAGCGGCGCAGAACAGCGAAAAGAGUGGCAAGGCUUCAGAAAAACAGCCUGAAGGUGGCGCUACUUCGCCACCGCCAGCCAGUAUCACCGAACAUGACAAGAAGAAGCAAUGAGAGGAGGUGUCAGGCGUUUUGAGAACUCUGUCGCCUCCCACUUCUAUCUUGUCGCUUGUUUGUGAUUGGAUUCCCUUUGUGUGUACAAUAUUAACUUUUUUUCACGAUACUAGAUGACGAUGUACUGUAAAUUAUUCUUGCUUCCCAUUGACAGGCGUACAAGAAAGGGGUUAGAUCAGGGGAUCUAUAGCCGGUUUCUGGAGAAUAUGAGGGAAAAGAAGCAAUAGACACCACUCGGGAGCUUUCUCGGUCCAAUAGACACCGCAAACGCCUAAUUCUCAAAACAAACGCCCAGCGCCAGGUUUCGUUCCCGGUUCUUUCAACAUGUUCCAAGCUCUCUCGUUGGCCCAGUGAUUCCCUCGGGUAUUAAAAGACGAACAUAUGAGACAGACAAAGGAGAGCAUGGGCAGCAGCUAUCAAUGCAUGCCUCACCGCAUAAACCAGUUGCUAAACAGCG